Pristis pectinata (smalltooth sawfish) is the source of this 3103-nucleotide messenger RNA. It is a transcript of the gene mcur1, whose product is annotated as mitochondrial calcium uniporter regulator 1. Bases 10 to 894 code for a protein of 294 amino acids. The record is from RefSeq and is a predicted model, not a curated record. Gene Ontology annotation, cellular component: mitochondrion; mitochondrial inner membrane. The transcript is spliced from 9 exons. Gene Ontology annotation, biological process: calcium import into the mitochondrion; positive regulation of mitochondrial calcium ion concentration. NCBI's taxonomy places the organism in Eukaryota, Metazoa, Chordata, Chondrichthyes, Rhinopristiformes, Pristidae.
UGGGCAGUGAUGACGGUGGCGUGCACCAGGAGAUGGCGGCUGCUGCCUGCCUCGGUCGCUGGACCUUGGGCGGUGUCCUGUCUGCAGCUUGCAGCGGCCGGGCUCCGGGUCGCGGCGGCUCGGGGAGGAGGUGAUGUCGUGCGCUCUGGGGGAGAGCGGCAGCCGGGCUGCGUGCAGAUGUUGGGUGGGAAGGCCGGGGUGGAACCUGCGGUGGGCCCCAGGCUGAUGCAGAGAGGCAUAAGCAUGUCAGUGGCAUCUUUGCAAUAUAAUUCAAGAAAAGUGUCUUCGUUGGAAGGUCAAAAAUUCUAUUUUGAUACUCAUGCAGUUGUGCGACAUUUGGAAGAAUGUGGUUUCAGCUCUAAGCAAUCGGAGGCUGUGGUAGCUACACUGCUGAGAAUCAUGAAUUCCAAUAUGGAAAUCACAUACAAAGACAUGGCCACCAAAAUUCAACAAGAGAUAAUGCUUCAACAGAUUAUGUCACACAUAGCAGCUGUAAAGAAAGACAUGAUUAUAUUAGAAAAGAGUGAGUUUUCAGCACUGCGAGCAGCGAAUGAGAAACUGAAAAUUGAAUUGCAACAAUUAAAAAAACAGUUAACUGAUGAAGUUGUCAAAGUUUCAUCGAACAACAAACUGGACCUGAAUUUGGAAAAAAGUAGAGUCCAAGAAAUGUUAACGGAGCAUGAAAAGCGAGUGUUGGAAACCAAAGCAGAUAUAGUAGAAUUGCAUUCGCAUCAAGAACGAGCCGUAACACAAGCGAACCGAAAGAUAGACACUGAAGUAGCGGGACUCAAAACUCUGUUGGAGUCGCACAAACUUGACACCAUUAAAUAUUUAGCAGGUUCAGUUUUCACAUGCCUCACCAUAGUGCUUGGAUUUUAUCGCCUCUGGGUAUGAAAUUUAAUUCAUCACUGGAUCUUCAUUCUGAAAGGAUCAGGAAGAACAACCUUUGUUUAUAAACAGGAGAGACAAUCUUUUGAAAUGCUACAAGGAACCAAGAAAUUUGAAUAUCGAUUUAAUUCAAAAAAAAUUCUGUGAAUCUAUUAAACAUUUUUAAAUGUUAAAGAAUAUUAAGCCUUUCAAAUUUACUUUAAAAUACAUUUGACUAAUGUAAACUGAGAUAUGUGGCUGAAAUUUUCAUAUUAAUUUUCUAAUUUAAAAUUGUUCUGCAAUUUUUUUUACCAUAAAUUUGUAUUUACUUAAUGUUGUCUAGUUCCAUUGGGCAGCAACAAAUUAAAUUAUCAAGGUAUUCACAAUUGCCAAGUGAUGAAUAGUAUCAAGCUGUUAGUGCCUCUGAAUUACAAGUUGAAACACAAGUUGCUUCCAAAAGGGGACCAGCAAUUGCUGAUUUAUAGUGAGGAGAUCAAUUUGAGGUCUACAACCACAAAAAUCAAGGACUUUGAUGCAUUUUGAUCUGUUCCCAAUAUUUAUGGUGUCCAUCAUGACUAUACUUGAACUAUUUGUUGAUAAAAUCACUAGGUAGUGCUGGGAUUAGACUUGCAAGUAUUAAAAUGUUUUCAUUGCUAGUGGUUAUGAUAUGAGAUUCAUACAAGAAAUGCAAAUGGUGCAGACUUGUGUUAUGGUUUUAUAAAAUCUGUUGUGCAGAUUUUGGUGCCAAAGGUGGUGAAGGUGCAGACAAUACAUACGAGCAACCAAUACUGGAAAAUAAAAAUGGCUAACCAGUCUAUAAGAGCUUAAAGGUCUUUUUCAACUUAUCCGUCCAAACAUUCACCUACAGCCAAGACUUUGUUUCAUCUUGAAAUUAUUUCCACCUGUUAAUCAACCUUUAAGGAAAAUUUUAAAAGAAAUUUGUAUUUUAAUUCAUCCACUAAUCUAUCAAGGGAAAAGUUCAUCCUAUUAAGAUUAAGCCUACAAAUAUUGCAUUAACAAUUUGAGAAGAAUUUCCAUUAUCUUGCCAUUUUCCAUUAAAUGGAAUCAAAAACAUACCAUCAGUGUUUGAACCUUCUGUUGAUCCAUUAGUGUUAUUUCCCAAUCAAUAUUGAAGAUGUUGAUCCAGAUCUGGAUAGAACUAAAGGCCUCUGUGCUACUGGCAUUGUGGAGUAAUGCUUUAUCUCCAUUAAAUAUCACCAGUUUUACUCCAGUUCUACACCCUAUUCCUAACAAAUUCCAAAAAAGUCUUGCUGGAUGUGGCUUGUUCGUUAGGUUCCAGAUGGAGCCCAGUCUUGCUGGUCUUCCUGCCACAGAUCGUGUGCUAGUUUGUGCACAGUUUCUGAGAUCCCACUAACUUGGAUAUGGAAUUGUAGUCCUAUGGAAUAGGAGCCAAAUGGGAAGGUUUGUUAGUUUUGCUAUUUUAUCUUGUGUAAUGUUUUGAAUAAUCUUUGAUGUUAGCAGUUUUUAAUUUAAUUUUAAAUUUAAUGUCAUAGUCAUACAGCACCAUGUCCAUGCCAACCUUAUUGCCAUCUGCACUGAUCCCAUUUGCACACAUUUGGACCAUAGAUGGCAACAAGGUUGCCAUGGACAUGGUGCUGUAUGACUAUGACAUUAAAUUUAAAAUGUAAUCAAAUUCUUUGACAGAAGCAAAGCCUUGUCUUCUGUCAAAGCCUGUCAGAGUAGUUGAGGGGGAUUUAAAAAAAAGAACAAACUGCUGGAGAAAUUCAGCAGGUCAGGUUGCAUCUCUGGAGGCAGAUGGAUAGCUAUAUUUUGAGUCAAGACCCUGCAUCAGGACUGAGGGUGUUGAGUGGGAUAGGUGGUGGUGCCUCUGUAUACACUGGAGACCAAUUUUGUGCCCAAACCUUGCUGCCUAACGUUGGUGUGGAGGAUGAGUGAGAUUGUCCUUCAGCAUCCAGCCGAGGUAGGUUUGGGACUGCAGGUGACGGUCAGGGUCCAAUAAGAUCCAACCACUUUAACAUAGUUUGCUACACCUCACCUAGAAUGCUUUGGAAUGCACAGAUACAGCCAGAACAAGAAUUUUGUUCUCCAGUUAAUAUAUAAUUCCUAAUCUCAUAAAAUGUCAUGUUCUUUAUUUUUCUCUCUAGUCCCAAUGAAGCAAAAUAAUAUUUUCUGCCAUUGUAUUGUCACUGCCUCUGAUUUUUUUUAAUCAUGUCAUUUGUAAUGUUUGUAGGAUCAACCAUCAAAAAUAAAUUGC